Molecule: messenger RNA, 1494 nt
Organism: Centruroides sculpturatus (bark scorpion)
Lineage: Eukaryota; Metazoa; Arthropoda; Arachnida; Scorpiones; Buthidae
Product: serpin B6-like
Exons: 1
Coding region: 63-1316 (417 amino acids)
Molecular function (GO): serine-type endopeptidase inhibitor activity
Source: RefSeq, a predicted model, not a curated record
UUCUAAUCAAUUAAUUAACAAUUUUAAAAUAUUUAUUUUACUUUUUCUUUUAGUAAAACAAGAUGCAACUAUUAUUAAUAUUAUUCGCAAUUUCCCUGAUUUUACCGUUCAUCGAAGGAUAUGGAAGAGGUGUUUCUUCGGGCAUUUCGGCUUUCAUAGAAUCUAACAACAAUUUCGCCUUUGCUCUGUACAAGGAUCUUCUUAAAGAGAAGAAUCUUGUAAUUUCUCCAUGGAGCAUCUCUAGAGGUUUGGCUUCGAUUUAUCUGGGAGCUCAAAAUUAUACUAAACGAGAGAUGGAAGAAGUUUUGUUUAAGAACGAAGCUGGUGUUACUGGUAAGGAAAUGAUUGUGAGCUACGGGCAUUUAGAACGAUUACUUAAGAGAAAAGCGCAAGUGGAUCUUACUACUUUCAAUGCUGCCAUGAUACAACAGGAAUCACCCGUCUCCGAAACAUAUAAACAUCGAUUAUUUCAUUAUUUUAAUUCGAUUUUAUAUGAUUUAGAUAUGGCCAACCACGGGAAAUUAGUUAGAGACUGGAUUAAUAUAUUAGUGGAGAUAAAAACUAAUGGGUUAAUUAAAGAUAUUCUUACUAAAGUUCCUACUUCGGAUACCAUUCUUCUGCUUCUCAACGGUAUUCACUAUAAAGGAGAAUGGGUGCAGAAAUUCGACCCCGAGUUAACCACAGUGUCGACUUUUUAUAAUAUAGAUAAGGUUCCUGUUCAAGCAGCUAUGAUGCUGUCCACUUCAAAUUUUACUUAUAGAUACAGUCAUCUGGACGACGUUCACGUGCUUCGAUUGCCGCUGCAAGGAAAAUUUGCCAUGACUUUCGUUAUGCCGGGAGAAAACGGGUCACUAGAAGAGGUGGGCAAAACUCUUAAUUACAAAACUUUGCAGAGAAUCAUCAGCGAGGAAGCAACCCCAAAGAUGAUUAAGCUAUCCUUGCCAAAAUUCAAAUUGGAGAGUAAGGAGGAUUUGGCCGAGGCUUUGAUAGAUUUAGGCAUGCACACCCUUUUCUCUCCGGUUAAUGCUGAUUUGGGAGGGAUCGAUCAGAAUAAAGGUUUAUUUUUGAAGGACGUAAUCCAUCAAGCAACCGUAGAAGUGAGUGAAGAAGGCGUCGAAGCUGCAGCUACAACUCUUCUUGGUGUAGAAAGCAGAUUAGGAGCCAUUUAUAUCCCUUUCAAUCGUCCCUUUAUGUUCUUGAUUGAAGAUUUGGAUACUGGUUUAAUCAUCUUUAUGGGCCAUUUAUCGGAUUGCACGAAUGUUUGUGCAGUUCCUGCUUCAGAUGAUCAGCAAAAAUUAAACAGUGACUCAUUUUAAAACUAAACACAAGUAUUUUACUGGUAGAUUUCUACGCGCAGCUCGACAUACGAAUGUACUACACAUUUUUUUUACAGUUAUAAACAGUAUCUAUUCAUUGUAGGAAAAGGAAUUCCAUUUUGUAUAUUUUGAUCAUCAAAGUUUUGCACCAAUAAUAAUAAAAAAUAAAAAUCGAAUU